UGUCAAAAGCUGAUACAACAAAAAGAUGGAAUCCAGCAAAAUAAAAAGGAAUGAGUGAAAUACAUCCUAUUCUACUUUAAAAUCUCAUGGUUGUUACCGUUGUUACUCGUAAAAUGUAUCCAAAGUGCAGUGAUCCGUUUGGCAAUAGAAUUUUACGAGUGCUUUCAUUCAGUGUGGUGAAAUAGACACAUCAAACAAAAUAUCGGGUCGUUGUGUGCUUAUUAAAUAUUACGGGAGAAUUUGAUUAAUCUGUUUAAUACGAGGUGCAGAUCCGUGAUUCAUGUCGGAACUCAAGCAAGACACGCCCGCCGAGGAUGACAUGGCCACGAAGGUAUUCUGGGAGAUUCUGUCUCCACUUGGCUACAUACCCCAGCCGGUGAAGGAAGCAUUGCGGAGCACAGGUUUCGAUAAUCUGCUAUCACUUUCCGCUAUGCAGGACUCGGACCUGAAGGAUAUUGCCGCCCAGUUUAAACUUGCAAUGGGACAUCAACGGCUUAUAAGGGUUCUGUCGGAGCGGGUUAAUCAGCUAGGGUUGGAUGAUCUAACAGCUAAACUGCUGCGGAAGCUCGAUCGUCAGGCGUCCACAAUUGUGAAAGUGCCUAAACCAACACCUCCGAAUCCAACAAGUAGCGAUUCGCGGGACGAGACUUCCCCAUCCCGGCCUGUGCCAUCUGCAGAAGCUCUCGUGGAAAUCUACCGCAGCAAACUACAGCAAAACAUUCUAUCCUGGCUCACAACGCAUGGUGAGGUGGGAAUAAAGGAAAUCGAACUGCAGGAUAUCAAUAUCAAUGUUUCGAUUCUGGAAGGUAAACUUCAAGGCUCGGUAAUAUGUCCCUUCUGUAGGAUGGAAAUAAAAAUCUACAUUCGUGCCCCGGAUGCCGACAGCAGUGGUGCGAUCGCAAACUCGAACUAUAUUAAGCACUACAACAGAAUGCAUAGGAAGAUUCCACUGCCACCAAAAUCCCCGGCAACUGGUAGCUGGCCGGCUAGUUUUAGCCAUGGGACGCCACCCCUGAGUACGAUGCUGAAUCUGGAGCAACACCAGCAGGCAUUGGCACAAUUGCACGCCGAACAGGAAGCAUUUGUCGCUGCAAGUGGUGCGAGCAGCGCUGGACGGGGAGGUGGAACACCCGGUAGUGGUGGUGGUGGUGCGAGUGGGAAUACUCAGCUACCCAACCCAGCAACGAUAUACGAAUUACUGUUCAAACAGGAAUCCGCAAGCUGGAGCGAUUAGUAAUAUGCAAGAAAUUCUCUGAAUAUUGCUGUGAAUUUGUUUACGCGUGGGUGUGGGUGUGUUUUUGUGACUUAUAACGUGAUGCAAUUGUGAUGAAUCGUGUGCUGAACCUCGCUCAGUAGAGGAUCUAGCCGUUAAGUGAAACUUGACGUAUCGUACUGAGAUCCUAUUGAUAACUCCGUAUACUAAACAGUGUCUUGGAUUAGUCCAUGAAGUUUAUUUUUGUGUUUAUUUUCUAAUCUUAAAGAUGAAAUUGAAAAUAUCUACUAUUCAUUUCUUUUAAUCGUAAUACCCAAAUGAACACUAAAUAUAUUCAUGUUCCUUCGACAUAA
Molecule: messenger RNA, 1566 nt
Organism: Toxorhynchites rutilus septentrionalis
Lineage: Eukaryota; Metazoa; Arthropoda; Insecta; Diptera; Culicidae
Exons: 2
Coding region: 281-1234 (317 amino acids)
Source: RefSeq, a predicted model, not a curated record